Pomacea canaliculata is the source of this 10060-nucleotide messenger RNA. Its product is annotated as protocadherin gamma-B1-like. The record is from RefSeq and is a predicted model, not a curated record. Gene Ontology annotation, biological process: homophilic cell-cell adhesion. NCBI's taxonomy places the organism in Eukaryota, Metazoa, Mollusca, Gastropoda, Architaenioglossa, Ampullariidae. Gene Ontology annotation, molecular function: calcium ion binding. Gene Ontology annotation, cellular component: plasma membrane.
AUAAGAAAGCAAAAUAUUAUUUGGGCAUAAAACUAAGUGCAAACUUUUGAUGAUAUAGUGGUUGAUAAAAGUUUGAGUGUUACAAUUGUAAAGCGAAUGACUCCAAGGCCAGAAAAGUGUUUUAAAAAAGUAUCUAAUCUCCUCUAAAAAGUGUGAAUAACUGCUAAACAAAUUUUCUACCCACUACCGAUAGCAAAGUGAGACGAGCUUUCACGAGCCUCUCUCCUCUAUCGUGUCCGCAUUCAGCUCCGUUCCCGAUUGGCUGCUUUCUAACUGGUAUGCAUUACGUGUUCUCAUCGUCUGCUGCACAUGCGCAGAGAGGGGAGACGCGCAGUUGCCACUCGCGAGCAGACGACAGUUUGUUUUUUUUUCUCCCGCGUGCAACCGGAAAGCAAGGGAAACACUGUGUUUCAAAAGUUGUGUGGCCGCUGAGUUGGAGGGUGUUUGACAAUCAGCGGGAAAUAUGCUGUAACGACAUAGCCGGGGGCCCAGAAAUGCCGGCCUAAAAGGCGAAAGCACACUAAUUGGGGUAAACGCAGGUCUUCCCCACCACUGUCAUCUCAUGGGAGUUGUAGUCACAAGAAGCUGCAACAACAGUCAAGGUUUUGAUCAUUCCAUCAGAAAGCGAAUUAUAACAUCGGAAACAAGGCAAGGGUAACAUCUGUAGGUUCAGACCCCGCGGCUUUUGACGGUAAAGAGUUCGCGCCUGAACGCACAGCAGAAAGCAACCAGUCCUGCCGACCGCUCACUAGCUUGCCAUGAAUCACGCCUGCCGGCCGGCCAUCAGACUUCAGCGCCUCUCGUCUUGUGUCUGCCUUUCAGAUUUGAGCGCCUUAUGAAGACCGCCAGCAUGGCAAAGGUUGUCAGCGCGGCAGUAAGCUUCCUACCCUGUCGGUCUCUAUUCCUCGCCAUACUUUUGCACCUCAGUUGCCUGCGUCCGUCGCAAGCGCAGAAGAUGAAGCAUGUCGUCCUGGGUCCCUUCCAAGAGCAGCAGAGGUCCGGCAUCCUCGUCGGGAACAUCGCCCAGGCCAGCAACAUCGCUGAGGAGAUGGAGUCAAGCAAAUUCCGCUCGCUGAAGUAUGAGGUUCUCGAUCCUAACAACCUCCAGACAGCUUCACUUUUCACGCUCAACGGACAGACUGGAGGGGUUUUCACCAGCGCCAUGAUAGAUCGGGAAGCCGUCUGCGAGUUCAAAGAAGUGUGCUUGCUAAACUUCGAUGUCUCGGUGAGCUUUGACACCAAUGAGUAUCUGUGCAUCGUCAGGGUGUCUAUCAACAUCACCGAUGUCAACGAUAACAUGCCGACUUUUCCCAGAGAGACCAUCACGCUGGACAUUACAGAGGGUAACACCCCUGGCACGUUCUAUCUUCUCCCAUCGGCCGUGGACAAGGACACGAAGGUGAAUUCUGUGGUAGAGUACAGGCUUCAGACUACGACCAGUCCCUUUAGGCUUCACGUGGAAAAGAACCUCGAUGACUCCUUCAAGGUGUCGCUGGUCGUCACCAAAGUUUUGGACCGCGAGGAGAGAGACAACUACCUGUUGAGGGUGGAGGCUAUCGACGGCGGGCUGCCCCCGCUAAUGGGCACGCUGACAGUCCACAUCAACGUCACCGACAUCAAUGACAACGCGCCUAUCUUCAGUGAGCAGACGUACUCCAUCAGCGUCGUUGAGAACGCUCCUGUCGGCACGGUCAUAGGUCGGGUCAAGGCCGACGACCUUGACACGGGAAUGAACGCCAGGAUCACUUAUGGCUUCAGUGGUAGCGGGGGAGGAGAGAUGCAGAAAUUAUUCUCGCUGCACCCGGACUCUGGGGAGAUCCACAUCAAGGCACCGCUGCAGUAUGUAUCAGGAAACACCUUCACGGCCAUCGUGCAGGCCAAAGACAACGGCUUUCCUGCGCAAGUCAGCCAGGCGCAGCUGACGAUCACCGUGGUGGACGUGGGCAACAACCCACCCAGGAUGGAGUUCCUCCCCAAAAAGACCAUCUACGAGAACACCAUCCAGAUAGCAGAGAACGCCAACCUGCGAACGGUGAUCGGCACUGUCAAGGUCGAGGACAACGACCCCGGGCUCAGUGGGGUUGUGAACUGCCGCGUCUCGCACGAGAGCUUUAAAGUGCAAAAACUGGUGGACACUGUGUUUGUUGUGCUGCUGCAGCAGCAGCUGGAUAGGGAGCUGGAAGAGAAGGUCAACGUCACCAUCAAGUGUUCCGACGCCGGAUCCCCGCCCAUGACCUCGUCGACGACUUUCGUCAUAGUGGAGGACGACAACGACAACGCCCCGGUCUUCUCUCAACACGUGUACACAACUAGCAUUACAGAAGAAUCCCCGAAGGGCAAGAGCAUAAUGUCGGUGUCAGCCCAGGACUUCGACAAGGGCUUCAACGGCCAUUUUUUGUACUCCCUGCACCCGAAAGAAAACGAAAUGUUUACUCUUGACCCCAAGUCAGGGGAACUGAGAACCAACAUGGUUUUCGACCGAGAGACGGACACAGAGGUCACGGUCAUCGUCAAGGCCAUCGACCAGGGUCAGUCACCCCUGACCGGCACGGCAACAGUAGUGGUGCAGAUCCUUGACAUUAACGACAACGCCCCAGAGCUGACCAGCACUGAGUUUCAUGUCGAGGAGGGAAUCAGAGCUGAGACGGUAGAGAGGGAGGUAGGAACACUGAAAGCCAGGGACCGCGACAUCGGGAUAAACGCGCAGGUGGUGUACCACCUGAAAGACGCUCAUCCCCUCCCUCCUUUUACGGUGUGCAAGAACGGGAUGAUAAAAACCAAACUAAACAUGAACAUCGACCGGGAGAUGCAGAACCAGUACGUCUUCGAGGUGCUUAUGCACGACCUGGGGGACCCUGCGAAGACAUCGUCGGCGACCGUCACGGUCCACGUCAUCGAUGCCAACGACAACCCACCGGAAGUAAGGUUCCCAAAUUCUAAAAACAACACUGUUACUAUCAUGUGGAGCCAGACGCCUCAGGUACAGUUUGCGACAAUCGAAGCGACGGACCGUGACGACGGACGCAAUGCCAAGCUGUUGUUUUUCAUCGCAGGCGGGAACAAGAACAAUUUGUUCGAGAUCUCCAAGGACCAGGGCACCGUUUACCUUAGCCGCUACGUAGAAGCUUCUGACGUGGACUUUCACAGGAUAAAAAUAGCAGUCCACGACUCGGGCGUACCCGAGCAGGAGACCCAGGCCCUCCUCAACGUCCGCAUCGAUCUGACUAAUGCCACCUUCGCCCGCCAGGAAGGUCCAGUGGAAAUGGAGCGGUACACCCUUAUCGCCGGUAUCGUAGUGGGCGCCACUAUCGUCAUCUGCAUUGUCAUCUUCGUGGUCAUCUUCCACGUGCGCUCCACCACUCGGCGGCCGAGGCGGGCUGGCAAGGACUCAGGCGAAUGGCAAAAUGACAAGACCGGAAUCCAAGAGGAAUGCGGGAAGUCUGACAUUGACAAGGUCUCUUGGAAGCUGCCUCAUACUCAUGUCAAGGGUCAGCCCGACCUCGAGGACGUGGACGAAGCAGCGGACGCCGGUGGACCCUCGGAGCAGGUGACGAUGGGCAAGGUAGUCAGCCUUCCCUGGAGUAAUGACCGCAUGGACCUGGGUCACGGCGACAGCCAGCUAAGCAGUGUCCCGUCACUCGACCAAUACCGAAAGCAAGACUUCUACACCUUCUGCAAGGUACGAAGCCCACACGACGACGUCAACAGCGUUACAUCAGGCGAAACCACCACCAGUGACAGCGGGCGCGGUGGUAGUGAGGAUGACACCGCCCUUCCGCCUAUUGCAGAAGUUCCGCCUGAAAGUGGGAGUAACCAGAGCCUGUCCCUUGACCGUCAUUCCGAACGUUCAACGUCGCCGCUGUCUCCAGUGCGCUCAGGGUUCGGAUCCCCCGAGACCAAGAUUAUGCCGCUGAGCACGUUCAGAGAACCCGAGAACCGCCGGCUGUUCGCCAACGCCAAGCUGUCCCUCAACGAGCCUGCCCUGCACCCCUACUUCGGUGACAAGAUUCAUCCUUCUUCCUUCAAGCGAGGCACCAACCCUGGCCUUUUCUCCAAUCCCAGCCUCCCUGUGAAACGCGGCGCCUUGGCCGGAACCAAUCGCAGCCUUCCGCACAGCAAACCUCCGGGCAGCGCGGGACGUCAGGUGACCUUCUCAACCAAUCGUACGAUUCCGCGCUUUGAGCCGGGAAACGCUCACCACUUCCGCCUGCUUACGAAAACCUGCUUUCAGACGUAGGAAGCGGCUACUACAACUGUGGUCCUCAUGGGGCCGAAGACGAGGAUGGCAACACAACGACCUCUGGUAGUUACACACUGGAUGCGGCCGACAUAGAUGACAGUCUGUCGUAAAAAAAAAAAAAAAAAAGAAGAAAAUGACAUUGAAGCCUUGUUGUGCUGUGGUGCCAUGUGUUUUAAAAGACACCCCCUUCUGUUCCCCUUCUCUCGCCCUGUUUUGUGCAAACAAGAGGUCGAUGUGGGCCCUGUUUUCAUGGACUUUUUUGUGCUCCGUGAACAACAGUUCCACGAACCAGCAAUGUGCUUGCUUGCAAACCGACUGGUUCAUCGGAAUAUUUUGACACAAGGCUUAUGUAACUGUUCCUUUCUGCUCCACGUCACGUCUGUCAAUCAAGUUAGUUUCACAAACCUCGGUAAUCACCUUUUUGUCGUUACAGCAUAAUUUUCACACAUGUUUUUGUCUCCUUUUUCCGAUGAUUGCUGGAAAAAGUCUUUUAAAAAUGUCAUGUAAAAAGAAUACUUGCGAUAAGGAAGCGAAAAGAACAUUGGAAACCUUUUUUUCUGGUAAUCAUUUGUUUCAUUUUGUGUCAAUCGAAAGUGCCAAAGUUUUGUUUUUCGAUUUUCUUUUAUUAUUUGAGAAGUUGGUGAGUUUUUUAUUUACGAACCCUGUAUACACAUUAACAAAAGAGAAAUAAGUUUUUAUUCUUUAGCUUGGAGCCACUCGUUCUUUAGAACAGAAAACAAAUCGGUCAGGUCUAAAAAUGUUUGUAAGAAAAAUUGUAUGUUGUCAUGGUGCUAAAUGCUGGGGAUAUAUAUCAAAUCAUGCCGCUCUGCUUUUAUAAUCAGUCUCUUAGCAGCUACUUUUUGAAGAUACAAGCUUUAACACACUUCCGAAAUAUAAACUACUGGCUGUCAAUGUAAGUUUAUCGGAUGAUAUGAUUGUAAGCUAGACCAGAGUAUUACAAAGCCAGCUAUUUUCUUUGAUGUAAAUCAAGCUGAUAGCCACAAUGCAGAGAAACAAAAAUCUCGAAAUAUCCGCAUGGCUUAAAAGAAUUCGUUUUCGAAAUCUUCUUUCGGAACCCGAGACUAAACUGAGGUUCAAAGAAAGGAUAGAAAGAAAAACAACAAGAAUAAGAAGAAAGGAAAACGAUGUACGGGUGAUAAAGAAAUAAAUUUCAAUGGAAGAACGCAUGAAAUAAGCAAAAAAGAAUCAAAGAAAAAAAACGAGAUUUAAUUGUUGGCGCGAACAGCUACAGCUCCACUUCCCGACCGUUGGAUUCAUAUUAACUGGUAUGAGUUCGAAUGUAUUACUUUUCUCAGACGACUUAAGAGUCCAUGAAAAGAAGGAACCGGAACAUUGGCGAAAGGGUAGUUUGGCGCCGGCCGCCAGAGGAACACGCCAUUACUGUGAUCAACUACCUACACCGUGGCCAGCGAGCGCCGUGACCCUGCCUCCGCGCGCAAUGGUUCGAUACCGCACGCAGGACCAGCCCUCGCUCUAAUGUUCCAUUAUGGAACCAUGUCACGUAAGCAAGCCCAAAGUCCUUCUCGUGAGCAUCAUUUUCUUUCAGAGCCUCGGCGUCUGUUUUUGCAUUGAUCUUGGCCGGUGAAUGGGAUAAAAAGAUGUAAUACUUUCUUAUUAAGCUUUUCACAUAAUUUUGCGCACUGCAAAGGAGGAGUUAAUCUUCUAUUCACUGCCGGCCGACGUCUCUCGGUGGUGAUGUUAUCUGAACACAAGAGAGGAAGGGAGAGAGAGAAAGAAAGAGACGUUUAGAGACUGUCUUCAGACCUGUCUUCGUCGUGACGACGAAGAAAAAGCGAAAAACCCGGAUAUGAAAAGGGGGCCCAAUAGGCAAUCACUCAUUUAGUGUUAUUUCUCCUGAAAGUAAAUUCUUGCGCCUAACUUUGGAAUCCUGUUUUUCCAUUGCCAGUCGAACACGGUCGGUAAAUAACUUCGGCUGACAAAGGUUAUAACUAAUUAAUCAUAAUUACUGGACCGUGGAAUCAGUCUGACAUUUAGGUCUGUGUGACCUAUUGACAGUCUCGACAAACUGUUCUUUGUCUCAUUAGUUUUCAAUGACCUGACAUUUCUGUAUGCUCUUUCUUUGCUGUAUGCCUGUUGAUGUAGUUCGCUGGGCCAGUCUGCGAUGUGUUUUAACAGAGCAGUGAUCCGUUAGUGCUACUGUUUGAACCGAUCUGCCAUUAUCAGUCAAUGUUUUAAGCAGUCGUUGUCGUCUGACUGCUCCCCAAAUCUGUUCAAUCAAGCAUGUCAGAUGUGUCUGGUGGUCUAACAAAAAAUAUAUUCAGACUGCACGUUCUGCUAGCUGCCCAUUAAUCUCGUGUUUUACCUUCCCCUCCCUUACCUACCUUCAUUAAACGCUGCAUUACCCAUGAGUGAUUUAUAUAUCCAUAUAUUUUCCUCCAACAUGACUUCCAUGUCUACACCUUACCCUAAUAUUUUCAUCAGGUGCAUGGGUUUGGUAGUUCGUCAAGGAAAUAUACAUUUUUAAAUUGCGGAUCCAUUUUUGUCAUGCUUCCGUCAUUGCAUAGUGCAGUUGGACAGUCUUCAAAGACGGUGAUUCAAAGGCAAUUGGGUGAGAUUUUAAAAUAAGAAGAAAAAAGACUUGUUUUUCCUUGAAGUUAUUUUAAUAAUGUGCUAAUCCUUUUUAAAGACUUGCUUUUGCAUGAGAAAACAUCAUUCGUCUUUCGAGAAUGAAUGUAACGUCCGCGUUACACAAAGCUGUUGAACCGUUUCUCGAGCGUUUCCCCUCCCCCGACUUCCCACCUCCCCAAUGACAUGCCGGCUGUGGAGGUUGUUUGGUGCGACCAUCCUUGUCCUGCGUUUAAACGGCCGUGUACCCGUGGUUACCUAGCUCUUCCGGAGACAAAGAUGUCUUAGGUGUGUUAUCAUGGCAAUCCCUAUGAUCGCGUUGGCCGCAAUUAUACUCGCCAAUAGUAGGAUCUUGUUGCACCCGCUGUUUUCGUGGGGAUGGGGCUACUACCACCGUGUAGCUUAUUUCCAUCAUUGCUGCAGAUGGGAAGAGGAAGGAAGAGGACAAGGCACCGAAAUAGUUUGUCACGAACGUGUGUCGGACAGAGAGAGGACUGAAAGAACGGUUUAUUUUGACUGAUUAUAGUUUUAUGGUUGAUGUCCAGAGGGAAACGGUGAGGAGAGGCAAGAAAGAAGGAACGCAACUCAGGUCUAUACCACACGCAAAGAGGAGAUAAUUCUCAUGUUCAGCAGGUCUUGCGGCAGACGUUUAAGUCGUUUACUUGUAAGAAUUGUCAAUUCAUGUCAAAGAGAGUCUAAAGUCAAUUUUAGACAAAAUUCAGAAACUUUAGCUAGGGACUAGUCGAGAAUACUUUGGUGGAAAACAAAUAUUAGAUUUUCUCCCUUUAGGGAACUGAUAGCCGAAUUCGUUUGAGAACUUGGGGAAGUCAGUUCAAAACUUUGAAACCUUAAAACAGUUAAACUGAAAGACUAAAACCAAAAUGUCGGUGCCAGACAAAAGACUGCCGCGUGACAUAAGAAGAACAGUUUAUUUCCAGAAAGUGGUGCCUAUUAGUGAAGCUUUAACUGAAACUUAACUGUCAUGCGUCCAGACACACCAGAGACUUUUUUCAUUGUAUGUUGUGAAAAUGGCAUUUACAACAAGUUUAGUUCAUGGAGAGUUAUUGCUCUGUAUGUUGUUGUCAUGUUAAAAUGAGUCCCCGUGCUUAAUGAAAUAUAAAUAUAUAUUAAUAUCUUUGAUGACAUCAGUAGAUGACUAAGCCAUGAAUAUCGGGUGGUCGUCACCCUCUCUUACUAACAUUUUUCUAUAUUUGAAACCUACCCAGUCAUUAUAACGAAAGUAUGGAUUUCACCGGGAGUGUCAUGCUAAAGCUACUGUUGAUAUCAUGCUGUUAAUCAACAAGAGAAUUAAUUUGUUUUACAGUGCCAAUACACGGGUAUAGGUUUUGAAAAUGGUAUUACAAGAUGAUUACAUUAAAUGCUGGUUGGGGGUGGUAAUAGCUUUGAAACAUUAAUUAUGUAAUUGCGAGGAGUUGACGUGUAUCUCGUUUACAGGUAAGUGGUUUCUUUAUUCUAGUCACUUCCACCCAGGUGUUGAGCUCCUCAUAUGGAUUCAGGGCGGUGUGGCUGGUUGACCAACUUAAACUAUCGGCUGUAGGUAGUCUCUGGAACUCGUUCAGUAUUUUGUUACACAUUUUAUGUUAUUUAAAGAGGGCCAAAUUUGAUGUUAUAAUCGAUGAAAAUGCUGUCAUUCAAACAGAAGAGAAAGAGAAAUUUCCUCGCUAACCAUUGUUUUUGCCGGUCUUGUGGUUUUUUUUUUUAAAUGACCGAGUCUACAAAAUGUGCCAAGUUUUUUCAGUAAAUGUGGCUGCUGUAAAGGUGAUAGAUAUGUCAAGUUGCCCGGCAUAUUUGCCCUCGUAUCUGGAGACUGUGUUAACUUUCCCAUCGAUCCUUGCAGCGGCUCGAUGGUUGCUGGCUAUUGUCUUGAUGGUUAUUAUUUUGACUGCUUUGAUUCCCAAAGUGAAAUAUAUCAAAGAGUAAAAUGUUGUAGUGUUUCUUUUUUCUUUUAAUUGUCUUCAGCAAGCAUAACUAUCCACACUAUACACAUAAUUCACAUUGCUCUGUUCUGAUAGCCUUAUUGUAUAAUAUGAAUUGUUAUUCUGAUGUUCUAUGUGCAAGCAAAGCAAUGCUCAUAUAUCACAAGAUGGAAUAUGUUGGUGUAUCCGAAAUCAUGAAUGUUUGUUCUUAUCGUUUCGAUCGUGUCGGGAGAUGUCCCUUUAUCCACUGCAACCAUUCUUCACAGUCGAUAUUAUGUCUGGCUAUAGUUGUUGUCUGAAUGCAGCCAUGGUCAAGAUUUCCCUUUUGAGCUUUGUUGCAGAACUUUUGUAAUACAGUAUACAUGCAAUUUUUGUGAGGGUUGUCUUCGCCAUACUUCUCUCGCUGUGGUCGAUGCUUAACGUGCAUGUUGUCUCCCUUUUCUUCAUCGGUGAGAAUGCAGACGAUGGCGGCUAGUUCAAGUAAGCAGCGAUGAUCAACAGGACGAUGUAUGACUGAGUCUGUAAAAUACCAAAAAAAUAUCGUCUUUGGAAAUAUUAUACUUUGUAGUGACUGUCUGAUGCCAGAAUGUUUAAGAAGAGUACAUGUUUUUUUUUUUUCAUCUGUGUAUAUGAGGUACCCGUUUACAACAAUCUCAGAGGACAAGUUAUUGAUUAAAAGACAUUUGAAUGUGUAAGAAUGUGCAAGAAUGUAUAUUUACUAAUCUCUAUAUGUGUGUGCAUGCUUGUGAGUGUGCAGGGGCGGCCUUAGGCAUGUGCAAACUAUUCACCUGCACAGGGCCGCCAAAUCCCAGCGUCGACCACGCCAAUAUAUGUUGAAUAUAAAACAGAAAGAGAAAAUAAUGACACAGCUGACGGCAAUGUGGUCGAAAAAUAUUGUUUUUUGUGAAUUAAUGCACUGUAUUUACUAUGUGUACCAUUCUGAAGUAAUGAGAAUAUCACGGGCCGCCACUUGUUUUUCUUGACAAUGGCGGGCCAAGAGGGCCACCACUUCUGUCUCUGCCCAGGGCCGCCACCAGGCCAGACCCGCCCCUGCUGUAUGUGUGUUAGUGAGUCAGUCCCUGUGUGCAGUGACUUUAUUGCAUUGUAUCGUUGGUCACAGUCUCGCGAGAGAAACCCUGUGGACGAGAUUGUGAAGGAAAGUCCGAACAGUGUGUUCAGUUUGCCUUGGACUUGUUUAAUAACUGGAAUGUAUUUCUCCACUAUCUGUAUUGCAUUCCCGUCUGUGGACAGAAGUAAACAUUUUCUUGUGAAGUCA